UUAAACGAUACUUGUGCAUUGAUUGGCCUUCGCGACAGGCAAAAAUUUUCGUGUUGGAGACCACGAAAAAAUCCAUAAUUGUUGACUGAAAAUGAGUACGCCCACAAAAAAUGGCACCGGCUUAGAGGAUGUCAACAUACCUGGUCAAGCGUUUCUGCGUGAGGCACUAACCUCCUGCACAGAUCCGCUUAAAGCCAUCGAAAGUUUUCAGUUGGAGAAUGGCGUGCUGCUGCCCUCGCUGCGUCCCAUGCUGCCGCUGUUGGAUUUGCAUGGCGUCCGCCGUCUGGAUUUUCAUACAUCCCUUAUGGAGGAGCUGCGCGACAAGCUAAUCGCGCACAUCAACGAGCUCGGCCAGAAGGAGCCGCGCGAACGCGAAAAGAAGCUAAAGGAGCUGCUGGUCAAGAGCUUUCCGGUUGUGCGCGUCAAGUCAUUGCGUCCCGUCGUCAUGGCUAUAUUGCGGAACACCCAGCACAUUGAUGACAAAUAUCUGCGGAUUCUGGUCCGCGAUCGCGAACUCUAUGCGGACACGGACACGGAGGUGAAGCGCCAGAUCUGGCGCGACAACCAAUCGCUGUUUGGCGAUGAGGUCUCACCGCUGCUAUCGCAAUAUAUACGGGAGAAGGAGCAUAUCCUGUUCGAUCACACGAAUCUCAACAAUUUGUUCUUUCAGCCCACGCCAAAGGUGCGUCGGCAGGGCGAGGUUGUCCAGAAGCUGGCCAAUAUGAUUGGCACCAGCGUCAAGCUCUACGACAUGGUCUUGCAGUUUUUGCGCACACUUUUCUUGCGCACACGCAACGUCCACUAUUGCACGCUGCGCGCCGAGCUGCUGAUGGCCCUCCAUGAUCUGGAGGUGCAGGAGAUCAUAUCGAUAGAUCCGUGCCACAAGUUCACCUGGUGCCUGGAUGCCUGCAUUCGGGAGAAGAACGUGGAUAUAAAGCGUUCGCGUGAACUUCAAGGAUUUCUGGACAAUAUCAAGCGUGGCCAGGAGCAGGUGCUCGGCGAUCUCUCCAUGACGCUGUGCGAUCCGUACGCCAUCAACUUUUUGGCCAGCUCGGCCAUCAAGAUACUGCAGUAUCUGAUCAACAACGAGGGCAUGGCCAGGGAUAAUCAGAUAUUGAUAUUGUUGCUGCGCAUGCUGGCGCUGGGCUUGAGCGCCUGGGUGAUGAUCGAUUCGCAGGACUUCAAGGAGCCCAAGCUGGAUGGCCAGGUGGUCACAAAAUUUCUGCCAGCCCUCAUGUCGCUCAUGGUGGACGAUCAGUGCCGCAGCCUGCACGCCAAGCUGCCGCCCGAUGAGCGCGAAUCGGCGCUGACCACCAUCGAGCAUUCAGGGCCGGCCCCAGAUGCCGUCGAGGCCUACAUACAGGAGAGCGCGGUGGCCAGCAUUUUGACCAUGUACUAUACGCUGCAUACGGCCCGCGCCAAGGAUCGCGUCGGCGUGCUGCGCGCUUUGGGCAUACUCUCCGUUUGCAAGGACGAUCGCGCCUACGAGGAUCCCUUCUUGCACUCGCUGAUCGCCCUGCUGAUACCGAUGACCGAUGAGUUUGCCACCGAAGACUUUUGCACCACGCUCUUCGAUGAGUUCAUUUUCGCCGGACUGCAACGCGAGAAUGUCACCUCGCGGCACAUGCUGAAGCUGCUCUGGUAUGUCCACAACAGGCUGCCCGCCGGCCGCCUCGGCACGCUGAUGAAGGCCAUGCAGCCAACAACGGCGCACAAUGAGCACAUUCACAAGCUCUACGAGACGCUCCAGGAGCGCAUUGGCGCAGGCCCGCCGCCGCCGCUGCUGCCACCGCCACCACCACCACCGCCACCACCAUCGCAGCCGACACCAGAGACGCCCGUUGUUGAGGCUGCAACGACGGCAACGACAGCUACGGCUACGGCUACGGUGACAGCGACUCCGCCGCCGCCGCCGCCGCCACCACAGCCGCUGCCACAGCCGGCGGCGGACUUUGAAGCAACCAUAAAGGGCGUGCCCGCGCCAGGUCCACACUAUAGCCCCCAAUAGCCCGAGGCCGAGGCAGCGGCAGCGGCUGAUAACGCAACAGCUGCACCUCUUGGAUAAACACCAGAAUUAACUACAGUAUAUUGCUCGCAUUAGUAUCUAUAUGUAAGCUUUUUUUUAUACGCGCGUAUCUUAAGCACAUAUUAAGCUUUGUAAAUAGCUAGACUUCUUAUCCAUAUUUAUAUUUAUAUGAUAUAUUUAUAUGUCUCUAUAUAGAGCCUACCAAUGUCUACAUAUAAAAGUUAAUCUAUGUCUAUCUAAAGCCCACCAAUGUCGAUAUAUUAACCAAAUAUGUGUGUAUCAAGACAUAAAUAUCCAGUCAAAGAGCCUAUCGAUGUCUGAAGAUAGUCCAUAAUUUGUCUAUACAGAGUCGAUAUAUAUACAUAUAUAACCAACUAUGUGUCUAUGUAGAGUCGAUAUAUAUAUAUAACCAACUAUAUGUCUACGUAGAGCCUACCAAUUGGGCAUAUAUACAUCCAGCAAUAGAAACUUAUUGUCUAUAGAUAAUCAACAAGUUGUCUAAAUGUCUUAAUCUAAACUAUAUAUGACAAUGUAGAGCCUAUCAAUUAGGCAUAUAUACAUCCAGCAAUUAGGCGUAUAAAUGUCUAUAGAUAAUCAACAAUUUGUCUAAAUAGAUUCUACCUAUGUCUAUGUAGAACCAUAAUAAGCAUAUACAUCCAGUAAUAGAAACUUGAUGUCUAUAGAUAAUCAACAAUUUGUCUAAUUAUAAACUAUAUAUAUCUCUGUAGAGCAUAUUAAUUAGGCAUAUAUACAUCCAGUAAUAGAGCUUAUCGAUGUCUAUAGAUAAUCAACAAUAUGUCUAUAUGUCUAAACAUAAACUUUGUCUUAGAGCGUAGAGCAUAUUAAUUAGGCAUAUAUACAUCCAGUAAUAGAGCUUAUCUAUGUCUAUAGAUAAUCAACAAUUUGUGUCCAAAUAAGAAUGUACCAAAAAGGUUACAUGUAUUCAGAUAUAAAGUCUAUCAAUGUCUAGAUAUAACCAACUAUGUGUCUAUAUAGAACCAACCUAUGUCUAGAUAUUUAAUCAACUAUAUGAGUAGACAUAUAUAGCCAGCAUAUAAAUAUCUGAAUAUAACCAACUAUGUGUCUAUAUAGAACCAACCCAUGUCUAGAUAUAUAAUCAACUAUAUGAGUAGACAUAUAUAGCCAGCAUAUAAAUAUCUGAAUAUAACCAACUAUGUGUCUAUAUAGAACCAACCCAUGUCUAGAUAUUUAAUCAACUAUAUGUCUAUGCAGAAACUACCAAUGUCUAUAUAUAGUAUAUAUAUAUGUAUAUCCAACUAUGGAACCUAUCGAUGUCUAUAUAUAUACAUAUAUAUAUAAUCAACUGUAUGUCUAUAUACAACAUACGCAUAUCUAUAUAAUUAAUCAACUCAAUGUCUAUAUAUACAAUUAUAUAUCGAACUAUAAGCCGACAUUUUUCAGGGGCUACGCGCGUGAUAUUCGUACGUUUUUAAAACCAAAGAAAAAUUCAAUUUUAUUUUUUGUUUUAUCUAUCUCAAGGUCCGAUUUUAGAAUAGUAUUUUAAGACGAAUUUUUCUAGUCCAAAAGCGAGUUGCUCAAGUGAUAAAAAAACAAAAAAAAAACGAGAUUACAAAAAUAAUAAUUCCAUUUUACAACGACAAUUUCCGCAUAAUGAAAAUGAAGAAAAAUCUA
Molecule: messenger RNA, 3679 nt
Organism: Drosophila montana
Lineage: Eukaryota; Metazoa; Arthropoda; Insecta; Diptera; Drosophilidae
Gene: NELF-B
Product: negative elongation factor B
Exons: 2
Coding region: 92-2008 (638 amino acids)
Biological process (GO): negative regulation of transcription elongation by RNA polymerase II
Cellular component (GO): NELF complex; nucleus
Source: RefSeq, a predicted model, not a curated record